UCUUCCAUCAUCACGGGAAUUAGUUCGUAUAAUGCUUGACACAAUAAUUGACACAACUGAUUUAGACAGAUCUUUUCUUGACAUCAAACCAACCCGAGAUUCAAUUGCACUACUGGUGAACAAUCUCGGUGGAUUAUCUGCCAUCGAAGAAGGUGUCGUGGUGAAAGACGCAAUUGAAUAUUUAGAGGAAAAACAAUUUCAAGUAAAAAGAGUUUACCUAGGCCAUUUUAUGACUUCUUUGAAUAUGCCUGGAGCUUCGUUAACCAUCCUAAAAUUACCGAUUGAAGAAGGGGAAAAGAUAUUGAAAUACCUAGAUGAGCCAGUUCAAGUACCCGGUUGGCAAAAUCGGAUUGUUGUUGACAGCUCGGGGUUACAAGAAGAUCUCGAUGAAAAGGUCUCUAGAAGUAGAUUAUCAAGCAACGAUAAUAUUGAAUACACAAUUGGCGUUGAUCCGAGUUCGUUCCAAAGGUCUGUAACCCGUGCGUGUCAAGCUGUCAUAAAAGCUGAACCGGAAAUCACCAAGUAUGAUACGAUAGUGGGUGAUGGUGAUUGUGGUUCGACUUUGAAGAAUGGGGCAACUGCAAUCCUCGAUGCAUUUGACGGACACAAAAUUAACACAAAAAAUAUUCCCGAGGCGAUUAGACAGAUCAGCGAUAUUUUGGAGAAUAGCAUGGGAGGAACUAGUGGAGCAAUAUAUUGCAUUUUUUUAAAUGCGUUAGCCAAUGGAGUAUUGUCUACGGCUACUAAGCAUCCCGACAGUCAUUCAAUAUCAAUAGAUGCAAAAUGUUGGGCUGAAUCGUUGAAAGCGACUAAAGUGGGUGAUCGGACAUUAAUGGACGCAUUAAUUCCUUUUGUCGAAACGUUCACGAAAAACGCCAGCAGUGAUACGGUUCAGGCUUUGAGCUCUGCGCUAAAUGCUGCUCAACAAGGCGCAGAAAAUACUAGAACAUUGAAAGCCAAAUUAGGUCGUGCUUCCUACAUUUCUGACGAAAGGAUAAAAGCAGCGUCUGUUCCAGAUCCGGGCGCGUGGGGUCUCGUGACUAUUUUGAAUGGUCUUUUACUUGAUUGA
Ambispora leptoticha is the source of this 1069-nucleotide messenger RNA. The record is from the annotation of a GenBank genome assembly. NCBI's taxonomy places the organism in Eukaryota, Fungi, Glomeromycota, Glomeromycetes, Archaeosporales, Ambisporaceae.